AUGGGGGCAGUGCGUACUUUAGGAAAAAUUGAAGUGUGCGUCGUAAAUGUCUACUGCAGACGAAUCGUUGUUGUAUUAAACGAACGACGAAACGUUGUGACGCUCACCGUCGCCGUCAUCGUCUGUCUCGCUCUUAGCGAUCAAUUCGCCGUUUCUGGCGCGUGUUCAAAAUAUCCGCGACGGCUGGCGAGGCAUCCGGCCAAUGAGGGCCGAGAGGCUUCCUCGGCACUCGAUCCACCGCUCUGA
Angiostrongylus costaricensis is the source of this 246-nucleotide messenger RNA. The record is from the annotation of a GenBank genome assembly. Lineage: Eukaryota; Metazoa; Nematoda; Chromadorea; Rhabditida; Metastrongylidae.